Molecule: messenger RNA, 1124 nt
Organism: Glycine soja
Lineage: Eukaryota; Viridiplantae; Streptophyta; Magnoliopsida; Fabales; Fabaceae
Product: probable serine/threonine-protein kinase WNK2
Exons: 7
Biological process (GO): protein phosphorylation; intracellular signal transduction
Cellular component (GO): cytoplasm
Molecular function (GO): protein serine/threonine kinase activity; ATP binding
Source: RefSeq, a predicted model, not a curated record
UGUAGAUAUCGAGCGUUUGAUGAGUUAGAAGGGAUUGAAGUGGCUUGGAAUCAGGUUAAGGUGGCGAACCUGUUGCGUAACUUCGAUGAUUUGGAGCGACUUUAUUCAGAGGUUCAUUUGCUCAAGACUUUGAAGCAUAAAAAUAUAAUUAAGUUUUACAAUUCAUGGGUUGACACCAAGAAUGAGAACAUCAACUUCAUUACUGAAAUUUUCACCUCAGGAACAUUGCGUCAAUACCGGAAGAAACAUAAGCAUGUUGAUUUGAGAGCUGUGAAGAAAUGGUCCAGGCAGAUUUUGGAAGGCCUUUUAUAUCUUCACAGUCACAAUCUGCUGGUUAUUCAUCGAGACCUUAAGUGUGAUAACAUUUUUGUUAAUGGUAAUCAAGGGGAGGUGAAAAUUGGUGAUUUAGGAUUGGAAGCUAUCCUUCAACAGGCCAAUUCAGCUCACAGUGUCAUAGGUACCCCUGAGUUCAUGGCCCCAGAACUUUAUGAAGAGGAAUACAAUGAGUUUGUUGACAUCUAUGCUUUUGGCAUGUGCUUGCUAGAGUUGGUAACCGUUGAGUACCCAUAUAUUGAAUGCACCAAUGCUGCUCAAAUAUACAAGAAAGUGACAUCUUUAAAAGAAUGGCUUCACAACUUAGGAAUAGUAGAUCAAACAGUAAUGGUACAAGAUGACGAAGAACCUGAUGAUGGAGCUGUGCCUUCACCAUGAAGACAGUGUUAAUAACAGCCAAAGCAGAUUACACCCAAGAUGGCACUGUUGAUUUCCGUGGCCAGCCUGUAGUUUCAUCUAAAACUGGCAAAUGGAAGGCUUGCGCUUUUCUUGUUGGCUAUGAAGCAUUUGAAAGGAUGGCCUUCUAUGGAGUGCCUUCGAACUUAGUGAAUUAACUUACAACCCAACCUCAUGAAGAUAUUGUUUCAUCAGUGAGGAAUGUGAAUAACUGGUCAGGAUCUGUGUGGAUAAUGCCAAUUCUUGGGGCUUACGUAGCAGAUUCUUAUUUGGGUCGAUUCUAGACUUUCACUCUCUCAUUCUCGUUUAUGUCUUGAUCAUGUUGACCAUGGAAACUUCAAGAAAAGGAAAGUAGAAAUCAUUGUUGGUGUGACCAUUGCUGGAUUAAUCAUCAC